AUGUUCAAUUUAGCUAGUUCUUUGUCUUUCUUGGACAAUCCCAGCAUCGACUGGAAAUCAGUUGUGACAACCCUCUUGCUAGGCAAGUACGUGUUCGAAUCUUAUAUCGACUAUAGACAGCACCAGGUUUUCCAGAGAACCGAGCCCCCCGCGUCCAUCAAAAAAGAGGUCACUCAGGAAGUGUUUUUGAAAUCCCAGGAGUACUCGAGAGCCAAGUCGCGGUUUGCCUUUGUCAGUAAUGCCAUUGACGUUGUCAAGGAACUUGCUGCCAUCAAGUUUGAUGUCUUGCCUCGCAUGUGGUCUUUCGCCAGUUCUGUCUCUUUACGCUUAUCCCGUGUUUCUGUCAUUGGCCGUUUUUUCGGUGCUUCUGUGAUGUCUCAGAGCAUUGUGUUUUUUGCCAUCACCACCGCGCUUUCCACCUUGGAGGCCUUGCCCAUGUCUUACUACAAGACUUUUGUCUUGGAAGAGAAAUACGGCUUCAACAAGUCCACCGUAAAAGUGUGGAUCACAGACGCAAUCAAGUCUUUAUUGCUCAUGGUCUCCUUGGGGUCUCCUUUUGUCUACGGUUUCUUGCGUAUCAUUGACCACUACGGCGUGUCAUUUGUAUCAUACGCAUGCGUGUUUGUUUUGGCCGCUCAGCUUUUUUUCAUGACGAUAAUCCCUAGUUUGAUUCUCCCUCUCUUCUACAAGUUCACUGCGCUCGAGGACGGCGAGUUGAAGACCGAAAUCGAGGCCUUGGCUAAAAGAAACAACUUCCCCCUCACCAAAUUGUUUGUGAUUGAUGGCUCCACCCGAAGCGCCCACUCGAACGCCUUUUUCGUUGGUUUGCCGUGGAGUAAGAAAAUUGUGCUUUACGAUACGUUGGUCGAGCACAACACCACCGAGGAAACUGUUGCUGUCUUGGCACACGAAAUCGGCCACUGGAAGUUGAACCACUUGCCCCAAAUGUUGCUUGCUACUCAAGCGACGGUGGCCACCACUUUUAUUUUGUUCUCGGCCUUCCUUGAAAACAAGUCUUUGUUCCACUCGUUCGGCUUCACCCAGGUCUACCCAGCCUUCAUUGCCUUCAGUUUGUUUGGAUAUGUGAGCGCACCAAUGAACUGUGUGACCCAGGCCUUGAUGAACAUUUUGUCGCGGAAAAACGAGUACCAGGCGGAUGAGUACGCAAAGGACCAGGGAUACACGAAGGACCUCGCAGCCUCUUUAAUCAAACUUUCCACCAAGAACUUGGGCUCUUUGAACACUGACUGGUUGUAUUCUGCCUACAACCACUCACACCCAAUCUUGGCCGACAGAUUGAGCGCCCUUGGGUACGUUUCUGAGGAGAAAAUCGGAGACGUCAAGUUGGAAGUCGAAGCCACAGAGGAAAAGUGA
Messenger RNA from Metschnikowia bicuspidata var. bicuspidata NRRL YB-4993, 1374 nucleotides. RefSeq names its product zinc metalloprotease (gene STE24). Bases 1 to 1374 code for a protein of 457 amino acids. Gene Ontology annotation, cellular component: endoplasmic reticulum membrane. Gene Ontology annotation, biological process: CAAX-box protein processing. Lineage: Eukaryota; Fungi; Ascomycota; Pichiomycetes; Serinales; Metschnikowiaceae. The record is from RefSeq and is a predicted model, not a curated record. Gene Ontology annotation, molecular function: metalloendopeptidase activity. The transcript has 2 exons.